AUGAGCAACCAGAUUUUGAAGGACUACGUGCGCUGGCACCUGGAGCAGGUCGAGGCUUCAGCGCCCCUCGGCGACUGCGACGGACCCCCGCAGCUGUCUGAAGACAUCUCGGACAUGAUUGAAUCAGAUUCGGUGUCGUGGUGCCGCAGCGUGGACCGGUGCUUGGCCUACACGUUCGAGUCGUACUGCAAGCUCGUGCUCUCCACGGCGAUGCAGCGUGCGCACGCAUCGCACAGCAACGAGGUCACAGCGGAGAGCGUUCGACAAUCGGUGCAGGCGCUGUUCCGCCUGCCGCAGCAAGAUAUCGCAACGCCGGAGGUAGGGGAUCACCACGACGUAGAACGCUGUCUGUGUCUGUACCGCGGGUACGCGACGUGGUACCAGCGGGUGGGACAUCGCAUUUAUGGAGUCGCGCGGCAGCGCAUGAGCAACCUGAGCCUACACCGCCUACAGUCGCGCGCCGGAGCUGCGUACGCCAACCAAGCUCACGCCGCGCGUAAGGCGACGACGAGGAGCGCAGAGGCCGGACUCGAGGGGCGGUACGCGUACUCGGCGCCGCAGCACAAGACCGCCGAAAUACCGUUAAGUCAAGUGUUCGAGACGUAG
Messenger RNA from Babesia bigemina, 606 nucleotides. RefSeq lists its product as hypothetical. The coding region runs from base 1 to 606 and encodes 201 amino acids. Lineage: Eukaryota; Apicomplexa; Aconoidasida; Piroplasmida; Babesiidae. The record is from RefSeq and is a predicted model, not a curated record. The transcript has a single exon.